UGCUGUUACUGAUACUGUGAUAGCGAAGAGCCCAGGCGAUCGAGCUGAUGCUGAACAUUUCAAGCGUGAUUUUCGAAGAAUUGUUUGCCUUCAUGAAAUUCGCUCAGUACCUGAGCCACAGCUGAUGAACGGCUUGUACUUGAAAGUACGUGUUAUUGCUUGAGAAAGACAACUCUUUGAUCCUAAGAAGUUAUGCAGUAACUCGAUUUCGAUCGUGAUCAGUCCGCAGUGCGAGUGAACUGUGGUCACGCGGACAGGCAGGAGUGUGAAUAAUGGCAGACAGGGUGCGCUAUAACAUAGCCUUCCUACUUUCCAAUCUAGAUGCAUCCGUGAUCUUGGAACUCUUGCUGGAGAAUGAUGUGCUGGACGUUGAUGAAUAUGAUACUGCCUCUAGCAAGGAAAACGUGAAGUCUGAUUUGACAAGGUACGUGGUGAGGCUGAUGCUGAAGAAAACAGAGGAACAGGUCGACACGUUCCUGAGGCUCAUUCAGCACAGCCAGCCUCAUGUAGCGGAACAUGUCGCCAGUACCAUGGCAAAGCGACGCGAUCCAACUGCCAGUGGAAAAACUGACCAUCCGACGAAGCCAAUAUCAAUGUCGGCAGAUGAUGAGUCCACACUUGGCUCGUCCUCCGGUAUCACCAUGACAACAGUUGGCAAACAGAAAACGCAGCCAUUGCAGCACACAGUGGGAGCUUGUCAGGCAGACCAACAACGGACGUCCAACAGAUGUGAGCCAAUCUUCAAACAACCAACAUCAGCUGAAACAACCGCUAAUGUAACUAAAACAGGUGCAACAUCCAAUACAACAUUGACUAGAACACAGGAUUCAACAAGAUCAACAACUUCAAGCCAGUCAUCUCUACCGGACAAAGACCGACAUUUCACUGGCAGGAAUGACAUUGUUACAGAGAUCAGUCACAAUAUUCUCACAACAAAGUCCAAGUCAUCACCUACACGAGUGCAGAGUCUUGUGGCACCAGCUGGUUUUGGUAAGACGUCCGUAGCCAUUGCUGUGGGACAUGCAUGUUGCAAUGCUGGUUGUCGUGUGGAGUUCUUUGACUUACGCGGUGUAGCUGGUGUUGACGCUGUCCAGGCAAUGAUUCAAAACCGACUCGAAACAAACCCAGCUUCAUCUGAAACUACUGGCAAGACAACGAAAUCAACUGAUGGCAGGGAUAAUGAUGGUGGCAAACACCACAUGUUAUAUAUCCUAGACAAUGCCGAGGAUGCUAUCCAGGCUGGUGCUGAUAAAGAUCUCCAACUACAAGAUGUUGUGGAGCAACUACUUCGACUACAACCCCAUGUCCAUGUCCUACUGACAAGUCGUGUUUACUUUGACCUACACGCUGCCCAGUUUAAACUACAACAACAUCGUCUUGAUGGUCUGACAAAGGUUUGUGCUGUUGGUCUUCUCCAUGGUCUAUGUGUUGAAGGUAGUGUAAGCAUUGAAGAUGCACAGAGGUUAGUGGAUCAUUGUGGAAAUGUCCCACUUGCUGUACGCAUUACAGCUGGUCUUCUACAAGGUGGUCGAUUAACUCCAACCAUGUUGCUGGCGGUGUUCAAGAAGAUUGGUCUUGAUGUGUUCAACGACGAUGGUCUGAAACCGAAUCAUCGAAUCCUGAAGCUGUUGACAUUAGCAUACAACACAUUACAACAGGAUGACAAGGAAUCAUUCCAUGCUCUGUCUCAACUACGCUCCUCGUUCUCAUCUGGCUGUGCUUGUGUGAUGGUGGGUUUGCCUGCAACUGAUGCCAGUGUGGUUCAUCUUGUACGUUUUGAUCCGUUGAUCAAGAUUUGUUUCCUGGAUUACAAUUCGUGUUUGGAUCGCUACUCGUUACAACCAUUUAUCGCCGAGUUUGGUCGUUACCAAUGCCCAGAAGACAAGCAACACAUGUACCAACAGCGAAUGUGCAAGCAUUUCCUUGGCUUUGUGAAAGAAGUUGAUGACUGUAGAGGUUGUGGUGCAGACAUAGCAAUGUACUGGAGUUACCAAUUGCUUCAGGAACGGGUGAAUAUACAGAAGGCGCUGUCUGUUGUUAAUGUUUUGUCUGGUGAUGACUUGCUUUCUUUCUCUGGAUUAACAAAGUCGUCUGGUAUCCUAGCUACCUUGUGUGGGAGAGCAGUAUUUGUUGGAGAGCUUAGGGACAGGAUUCAAAGAUUGGACAAAGCACCGCUAUCCGUUCAAGCUGAAAGCAUUCUCAACGUGGUCCUUUGUUAUAUUGUCUGUCCAAGCAUUGCAGAUUCUGAUGUCACUUUUGAGAGUUUGGAUUCCAGAACCCAAAUGCUCCUAGAGAAAUCUGAACAAGAACCGACAGGAGUGGAGUCACCGCUGCAGCUACCUUUGAUGCAACUUUCUCUAGAGUCAUGCAGGGUAUCCAUGUCUCUGGACAUCGACUGCAGGGAAGGACAGGUUGAGCCCAGCCAGGAAACACUAUCCCGUCUUCAGGUGGUGUACCAGCGUGUUACAACAACACUGGGAAUUGGUCUUGCAACAGGUGUGACUGAAUGUGCCCUGAAACUCAUUCAACUGUAUUGUUCCACUCUGCUAAACAAGGAUAUUCCCAAUGUAUUGGUGGUAGAAGACCUUGCUAAGAGAGUGAUUUCAUCACACUUCCUAUCACACGGUGCAGUCAGGUCAUGUGCUGCAAUGUACGGUUUUCUGCUACAGUGCAUUGCUGUGAUCCUGGGCAAGGUCAUGUCAAGUUUCUGUAGCAGUGAGUGGAUUAUUUCACCAUCAUUGCUUACAAUACUGGGUAUACCACGGUGCGAAUGGAAACAUGUACCAACUGCUAUCAGCCGCACGGUCAAUACCCAUGACGACAAAACCACUGUGUCUGCUUUUCGGUUACAACAGUACCUGCACUCCAUGGAUGAUGACACAGUGUCCACACUACUGGACUUGCACUUGAAUGAUGUGUACACCAUCCGAUACAGCUACUUGGUAGUUAAUGGAAGGGCGCGCACAACUCCAACUGGUCUCACUCUACCAGCACAGCAUCCCUACAACAUUGUGAUGGACUAUUUCAGGAGAUGGUGUAAUGGCUCAAAUCCAGCAGAUCACACAACAGCACUGAUUAACAACUGUAGCCAGAACAAGGUACCUGAUGUGGAAGUGAUGCAGUCUUGUAUACUUACGGCCAGAACACUGCUCGAGAUUGAGAAUACGGUCUUAGCAACUGAUGUUAAUUCCAAACUCUUCCCAGCAUUGAAGUCAUUGGUUAAUGAUCUCAGUGCUUGCCUGCCAAGCAAUUGUGCAACUGGUCUGUCAGUGUCUGGAAUUGUGUACUUACCACUACAAGCUGGAGACUACCCUGUGCUAUACGUCUCUGCCGUUGCUGCCCUACAUCAUCAAUCCAAGCGAGGCCAAGUGAGAAUCGAUCACCACAUUGCACUACUGGAAUGGUGUCCACGUGUAGCAGCAUGUUUUGUCUGCUAUGACCUGGACAACAUCAAAGCAUGUCCUCGUUGUGGCAUGGCUUACCUGUGUGGCAAACAUCGUCAAACUGAUGAACACCUAAGUGAACACACCCAACACUGUGCUAUGCUGGCACCACUCAGACAUCGCACACUGCAGGCUAGGUGAGCUUCUGAAGAUCUCUACUGGAUAGUGUUUAGCAGUUGAGAUCGGUGAAAGUGACCAGCACUGGACAGGGAUCAUUUCAAGCAGCUACUGCAGUAAGAGAUACUCCAACAGCACACUACCUGUCAUUGAUCACAACACUGUGACAUCACUUGUAUAGACAUGAUGUAUACAGAUUGUCUAUGACACACACAGUGUUGUGUUACUAUGUAGAUAUAAUGAUCAACUGAACUACAUGUACUGUCUAGUCCAGUCUACUGUGGUAUCAGUUUUACUGAAUGUGUUCAUGUCUACU
Molecule: messenger RNA, 3876 nt
Organism: Sycon ciliatum
Lineage: Eukaryota; Metazoa; Porifera; Calcarea; Leucosolenida; Sycettidae
Exons: 4
Coding region: 273-3584 (1103 amino acids)
Biological process (GO): regulation of apoptotic process
Source: RefSeq, a predicted model, not a curated record